GGAUUUGGGAAUGGCGCCUAAAAUAUUAUACGUAUUUCGUAGAGUUCUUAAGAACAUGACAAUCGCUGUCUAGCUUCUUUUUGGCACUCGUAAGUGGCUGUUAUCCCUGAGGAUGGGUCGGAAGAAUAGAGCAAAACAGCCUGUUGGCAAGAAGAAGAAUGACGAGCACGUGGACGACAUGGACGACAUGGGAGACAUGGAAGACGUGAACCUAGAGGAUGUCGUGACAGACUCCGAAGAGGAGUACACGGAGACGGAAAAGAAACUAUUGGAGAAAGUGCGCAAACAACAAACCACAGAAGAUUUUGACAGUGACGAUGAAGUUUACAAAUUACAAGAUAGUGAUAAGGAAGAGGAAGACGAAGACGAAGACGAAGAAGAUGAUGAACAAGAUCUCAUGGGGUCUGAUAUUGAAGGUUUGGAGGAAGAUGAUGAUGACGAUGAUGUGUUGAAUGACAAAGCUUGGGGUACCAAGGCAAAAACUUUCUAUUCGUCGGAUUUCAAGUACACCGACUACGCGAUUGCUCCCGAGAAGGAUUUAAUCAACGCUGAGAUAGAGGAGGAGGAAGGAAGAAGGCUGCAUUUGAGAUUAAUGGGACAAUACGUGGUGCCGGAGAGUGUGAAUUUGAGUGAAAUCGCGCAGUUAGCGGAGUAUAGCAAAGAAGAUGAAGAAGAUGAUAAGAAAUAUAGUGUACAAACGUCGAAGGAGGAAGAAAAGUCUUUUAUGUUUAUGGUCAAUAUGUUUAAAAAGUUUAUGAUAGAAGUGAGAGAUGUUUACGCGCCCUUUUUCAAACUGGUUGACGACGGCACGAUUCCCGAAUGCGAGGCCGUGGAUUUUGUCAGAACUCGAUACCGAAUUCUACUCAAUUAUUGCGCCAAUAUCUCUUUUUGUCUCAUGCUGAGGGUAAAAGGAAUACGAGUUAAAGGUCAUCCGGUUAUAAAUCGUUUGGCGCAUUACAACGAGUUGCUAAAUAAGAUAGACGAGUGCAAACAGGAAGAUCUGCUGAAGCAGGUGGCGGACAUAGUGAGAGCAGCGAAGGAAGACAAACCUCUUUACAGCUUGUCAAACGGUUCCGAGAUACAAUACGCCAAGAAGAAAAAGAAGAAGGAAAAGUCAACGCUCGACAGUUUGAGUAGAACUUUGACACGUCAGACAAAAAUGAAGAAGCAAGAGAAAUACGACGAGUCCGAUAGAACGGAAGAAAUAGACGAUAAAGACGAUAUCGAGAAUGUCGAAGAGAACGUUUCGGACGAGAGAGAAGAUAACGAGGAAGAAGAAGGAAAGAGAGCGAUAACGUACGAAAUUGCGAAGAACAAAGGUCUCAUGCCUUAUCGCAAGAAAGAACAGCGCAAUCCUCGCGUGAAGUACAGAAACAAAUAUCACAAAGCUGUGGUUCGCAGGAGAGGUGCGGUGAGGGAAGUGAGAAAGGAGCUGACUCGUUAUCAAGGAGAAAUCUCGGGUAUCAAAGCGGGAGCGAUAAAGAGCAUAAAAUUCACUUAAUUGCGAAAACGAUUGUAAUUUUAUGCAAAUUAUAUAAACGCAAUAUGAAAUUACACUCGUUUGUUAAAUAUUUAAGCAGUCAAUCUCGCGUAAUCUCUAAGUGUCUGUUUUUCAUCACGUAAAUCAGUUUUGGAACUGGACGAGCGUUAGAGUGACGACACAGAUAUACAGUAGACAAAUGUUUUUUUUUUUUAUUUUAUCAGAAAACUAUGGUAUGUGGCUAUGUACAUGAGAAACAACGGCGCGCUUCAACCACCAAUAGAUUUAAAAAAAAAAAAAAGAAAGUCUUUGUGUAUAUCAAGCUGA
Molecule: messenger RNA, 1807 nt
Organism: Pseudomyrmex gracilis
Lineage: Eukaryota; Metazoa; Arthropoda; Insecta; Hymenoptera; Formicidae
Gene: Sas10
Product: something about silencing protein 10
Exons: 4
Coding region: 113-1501 (462 amino acids)
Biological process (GO): maturation of SSU-rRNA from tricistronic rRNA transcript (SSU-rRNA, 5.8S rRNA, LSU-rRNA)
Cellular component (GO): nucleolus; small-subunit processome
Source: RefSeq, a predicted model, not a curated record